CAAUACGACAUUGACAUUAGCGUCCUAGCGAGUACCUUUUACGGGAAGGUUAUUGCCGUAGCGGCCCCCUAGUGGCCUUUCUGUUCUGAUUUCGUAGCCAGUAGUGAGCGCACCACCUUAGUGUCACUAGCCACCAUCAGCAACAGCAGCACCCCCCCGCGGUUGGGUAGCAGGUAGUAGUGUUGAGUAGUUAUAGUACACACUAGGCUCCCCCCACCCGAAGCACUCUAGCCUCGUGUAACGGCGACACCUAGCCUUUGAUUAACGAUGGCCGAGGGCACCUACGAGUACGAGUGUAUGCGGGCGGAGCUGCUCGGUUUGGCUCGACCCAGCCGGGAGCAGUUCGAGGAGCAGCAGAAGCUAAAACAGGAGGUGGAAGAGGAGGAACAGCUCACCGAGCAGCUGAAGGAAGUCGAUCUACAGGAUGAAACCGUUCAGGGUACGUCCGGUAAGAUGGACGAGCUGAACAGCAUCCUGACGGCGACGCAGCAAAAGAUCAACAAGUUCAAGGUGGCCUGCGGUAGUCUGACCAGUCUGCUGAAACUACGACCUUCGACACCGAGCAAUGAUCCAGCGUCCGGUGGUGGUGCUGGCUCUGGUUCAGGGAAUGCUGGCGCUGAUGAAGGGAAAUCCAUCAACGAUGCGCUCGAUACACUUGACACGAUGAAGGACCUGAAUACGGCUUCCGAUGCCUCAGUAGCAAAGUCGGCCGCCAAGGACAUUGGCCAGAAGAUGACAUCGCAGCUCGAUAAGCUCGAUUCGCUGCUGUACAAGGCGGACAACGCCACCUACUCGAUGAAACAUCAGACGAAUCAGAUGAACAAGAUCGCCAAGUGAGCAGGAGGAGGGUCACAGGGCCGUGUGCGCCCAGGGGUCGCUAUCAUCGAAGUACAACGUACAACGAAACAGCACAUCGAGCACACCUCGGAGUGACACAGUUACAUUACACCAAGCAAAAAGCAACCACAUUAUGCCGGACUAGGGGAUAAGGUUCAGCAGGCGAGCGUAUGCAGCGUACGCCACGUUUUGCCCAUCUAGUAGCCUCCUUCUCUUCCACGCGCUGCGUCUUUCGAUUCGUUUACUGUGCGCGCUACCGUGGGGAUUGAUUGCAUCGCAGCAACCACAGGCGGAUGCGCUCUGUACGCUGCAGCCUCUCUGUUU
Messenger RNA from Anopheles aquasalis, 1161 nucleotides. RefSeq lists its product as uncharacterized. Lineage: Eukaryota; Metazoa; Arthropoda; Insecta; Diptera; Culicidae. The record is from RefSeq and is a predicted model, not a curated record.